GGAGGUUGAGAAAAUUGAGACCUGUGUACAGAAACUUCCUGCGGGGCAUGUGAAGAGCACGGCUUACGAGUGCUCUUGAGAAGGUCUCCACCGCAAUGGACCUCUGUUCCCAGGGCCCUCGUUUCUCCCGUCCACCACUGUCACUUCCGGCUGCACCAAGGUGCAGAACUUCUUGGCUAAAAUUCACCUGGUGAAGAGGAAGAGGGGUGUGCCGGUUCUGAGCCAGGCUAUCAAGGUAAUGCAGGCCAUCUUGAAAGCCAUGGGACCAGUGGGUACCUUCCUUGACAAGGUCAACGCGGAACUGAACAAAAAGAUCUGCAUAGUGGGAGACCUUCUGAAGGUCGGUGGCAAGGUGGUCUCCAAACUGAAGAGCGUCGAACACUCCAUCUCUCACGCCAUCCAUCACAUCUUCGGAAGGAAGAGAGUUGUCGUCAUGGACGCUGACUUUGAUCCCCGUGGAGUGCGCGGUGUGGACAUCUGUCUGAGCGUCAACCAGGUUCUCCACAAGUUCAAGGGCUUCACUGGCGACAUGAUGAAACAAGCCGAGAAGUUAAUCACAGACCUCUUCCAUGGAAAAGUGCCUUUCCACAUCCCAAGUCUGUCAAAUGAUGUGUUGCACCUGGGAACUGUACUUAAGCCGUUCACUUCUGGGAUUCCCAAAGUUGUGAUGUCUAUUGCGGAGCCCCUGAUUCUGAAUGCCAUCCACAUGAGCUCUAACGGCUACGUCCAGGCCAUUCCGGACUGUGUAGCCGCCUUUAGAGGAUAAACCAACAUGGCUUUGGCUGUGAAAUAAACACCUGUAA
This is a messenger RNA of Liolophura sinensis, 803 nucleotides long. RefSeq lists its product as uncharacterized. The transcript is spliced from 5 exons. Lineage: Eukaryota; Metazoa; Mollusca; Polyplacophora; Chitonida; Chitonidae. The record is from RefSeq and is a predicted model, not a curated record. The coding region runs from base 239 to 766 and encodes 175 amino acids.